Stylophora pistillata is the source of this 4482-nucleotide messenger RNA. RefSeq lists its product as uncharacterized. The record is from RefSeq and is a predicted model, not a curated record. NCBI's taxonomy places the organism in Eukaryota, Metazoa, Cnidaria, Anthozoa, Scleractinia, Pocilloporidae.
UUAUUACUGACAAAAUAGAGAUGUAAACGAUUUACACAUGAAGCUCAAUGCAUUUAUAUUCAGCAAUGCUAACCAAUGAUAAUUUUUUAUUCAGGACGCCCGUCUGUUCCUCGUACUACUCCACCCCCACCGCCACCAACUCAGGUGCCGACAUUUACUCCUAAACCAGUUGUCCUUUACCCGCUAAACAAGCGAUACCGAGGAAUGGAAAAGCUGGGCCGCAAUCCUCCCGCUAUUCUGAAUGGCGUACGGCUUGCACGUGGACCUGACAAACGACCUGGCCGCGCAUACCAGUUCACCGGUAAACCCAACAGCUUUAUCAAGAUCCCUAAUAAGGGAAGAAUGGACACCAUGAAGGCCAUAACGGUCCUUAUUUGGGCACUACCCAAAAACCGUAUGGGCCCCAUUGUUCAGUUCGCGGGUAAAGGUUCAGCCGUGAGACUUUGGAUGAUGAGAAGAAACAUGGUGUUUGCAGAGUUUGUGACCAGGCAGUCACGUGAAACCAAACCAUAUCUGGCUAGCGUUGACGGCGUUAUACCGUGGAAAUGGAAUCACUUUGGAAUGUCUUACGACAAGGCCUCUGGUGUAGCUACUCUGUUUGUGAACAGUAAGCCAGUCGUGCGUAAGAAGAUUGGUUAUUUCGAUCUAUCAACCAAUCACGAUGUGUACCUGGGAGCGAGGCCAGGCGAAAAGCACGCCUUCCGUGGUCGAGUUUCGUGUUUACAGUUCUUCGACAAAGCUCUCACAAGUCACCAGGUUAGGAAGAUGGAGAAGAAAUGUCUCAGAGCACCUGGUGUUCAGCCGUCUAUUCAACCAACCGUGAAACCUCCAAACCGACCGAAGCCGAAACCUUGUCAUAAAGUGGUUGCAGUUUACCCGCUGACUGCACAAGAUCAAGGGCGGGACAUUAGCCAUAAACCAAACCGACCCGCGAGGUUAAGGGGAGUUUAUCCUGCACCUGGACCGGACGGUCAACCCAGGACAGCCUAUCGUUUCAAAGGAAGACGUAACAGCUUUAUUGAGUUCCCGAAUAGAGGUCCUUUGGAUACAAAGAACUCUAUCACCUUACUGGCGUGGAUUUAUCCCCAAGGGAAACCUGGACCCAUCGCAAACUAUCAUCCAAACGGAUGGGGUGUACAUUUUUGGCUCGAAACGCCAAGAACUUUGAUGGCCCGUUUUACGCGGCGUGGAAAACGCGGCAGACGAAGGCGGCGCUACACGGUGGCUUUACGAAGCAAACGGAUCCGACUGAAUCGUUGGCAAUUUGUUGGUUGCAGCUACGACAGGAAAACAGGAACGGCAAAAUUGUGGAUCAACAACUAUAAAGUGGCACGAAAGUACAUCGGAAGGAUUCGGUUAGCCACGAAUUAUCCAAUAAGAAUGGGAGAAAAGAUCGGAGAUAAGCGCCGAUAUUCUGGACGAAUCUCUUGCUUCCAAGUGUUUAACUAUGCGCUAACCCAAAGGGAGAUAAGAGGAAGGCAGAGGACUUGCUUUAAACAACCUAAAGGCCCUCUUCGACCACGCCCAUUAACUGGACGGCCAGUUUAUCUUCCCAGACCAGUGGCAUUCUUCCCAUUGAACAAAGGUGCCAGAGGAAGGGACCUCAGAAACAGGAGCCCGACAGGAAGGCUCAAUCAUGUUCGUGCAGCUCCAGGUCCUCUCGGCCGACCAGGCGGGUCGAUUCAAUUUCUCGGCAAACGGACAAGUUAUGUUCAGUUUCCUAACAGACGCGGGGGUGCACUCGAUACGUCAUACUCCAUGACGGUGUUGGCAUGGAUUUAUCCAGAAGGUACCGCAGGGCCCUUAUUUAACUACCAUCCCAGCGCCCGCGGAGUCCAUCUCUGGUUGAAAAGUCCGAGAACGUUAUUUGCCCGCUUUAUGCGUCGAAAGGGUAGAAAAUACACUGCAUCUGUGAAAAGCAGAUCCAUACAGCUAAGAAAAUGGCAAUUUGUUGGAACAAGUUACAACAGAAAUACUGGUACAGCAGUGCUGUGGAAAAAUGGAAAGAAGGUUGCCAAAAGAUUUAUCGGUCGAAUACGACUUGCAACUAACUAUCCAGUACGCAUGGGAGCUAGAUCUGGAGACAGACGCUACUUUAAGGGACGGGUUACUUGUCUGCAAGUCUAUUCGGUGGCACUAACUGCAGCGCAAGUGCGGCGUGCAGCUAAGAAAUGUUUCAAGGCAGCUCCACCUUCAGUUCGUCCGCGGCCAACCCUCAGACCAACACGGCCCACUGCUCCCAGACCAUCCUAUAACCCGGUCGCCGUCUACCCACUGAGUGCUGCCACUAAAGGACGGGACAUGAGCGCUCGCAAAAACCCUCGGGCCAUCCUCGGUAGUGUUCGUCCGGCUCCGGGCCCCGACGGAAAGAAAAGAAGUUCGUAUCAGUUCUUUGGCCGCCCGAACAGUUACAUACACCUUCCAAACAACGGUGCACUAGACACUGUGAAUUCCAUUACAGUAUCCCUAUGGGUGUACCCCCAAGGGCCAGGUCCGCUUGUUAAUUAUAACCCUAAUGGACAGGGAAUGCAGAUUUGGAUGGUCAGCCCGACGCAACUGUACGUCAGGUUUGUCCGACGCCGAGGACGCCGCCUAACCUCACCUCUCAUCUAUAGAAUAUACCGCAGAAGCUGGAAUUACGUGACAGCGGUAUACAAUCGAAGAACAGGCGUGGCGAGACUUUAUGUAAAUAAUCGACUGGUCAGACGAAAACUGAUCGGGAAGAUACGACUGGCCACCAAUUAUCCUGUUAGGCUUGGUGCCAAGAUAAAGGGUCACAGGGGUUUCAAAGGACGUUUGGCCUGUCUGCAGAUCUACAACACUGCUCUGACAGGAAGGCAAAUUGCUGUAAGAAAGAAGAUGUGCUACAGAACACGCGGUCCUCUUCCAGUGUCAUCUGCACCAAAACCAAUCAGACCAGCUUGCCAAAAGAGACUGGACAUAGCGUUCUUGUUGGAGAGCGGAAGAAUAAGCUCCAGUAACUUCCAGCGCACUCUUCGUUUCAUCAAGAGACUUGUUGUGUCAUUCCCGCGUGCCAGAGGAAGAAGAAGGAGUAUGCUAAGCGCCAUUAGCAGCGCUCCUUUCUUUAAAGGCGGGCCUCGAACCGGUGCCGCCCUCAUGUACGUCAAGACCAAUCUGUUUAGUGGUCGCUCGCGAGGCAGAAAAGUACUCUUUGUCAUAACACACGACAGGUCCUACGAUAAUGUUGUCUUCCCUGCAGCCUCCCUACGUCGUGUUGGCGUCGAAGUUAUCACUAUUGGUACCGGAAGAGCACCGAAUAUUGGACAACUGCGACAAAUGGCGGGAAAACGACCCGGUGCUGUGUUCACUUCAAGCUACAGAACUCUAAUGUCCAUUGCGAAAGCAGUUAAACGGAAAGCUUGUACAGGUCCCAGACCUUUUGUGAAGCCUCCGCCAGGAAUGUGUGCUCGUCCUGUAGACAUUGCCUUUAUAGUGGACGCCUCUGCAAAAGUUGGCAAAAAUUUCCUUCACAUUCGCAACUUUUUGAAACAAAUCGUGUCAUCAUUCUCUGUGUCUACCUCAAUCACUCGUUUUGGCAUGGUGGAAUUCAGCACUAAUCCCCGAAAAUUGUUCGACUUCAACCGCUUCACAAAUCAGGCAAAGUUAGUUAGUGUGCUGGGUCGUGUGCCGUACAUGAAGGGUGCUCCUUUGGCGGGAAAAGCGUUGAAAUAUGCCGCAGCAACACUCUUCUCACGCACCACAAGGCCGAAAGUUGCCAUAGUGAUCUCCACUGGCAAGUCACUUGACUCUGUCAUGGCUCCCGCGCGAAUGUUACGGCGUGCUGGCGUGACGUUAAUCGCGGUAGGUCUGGGUCGAAGUUUUAGUGUCACGCAACUGCGACAGAUGGCUACCACAAGGAGACACGUGUUUGCGUCACACUUUAAAACCGCGUACAACAUCGUCAGGUCGAUCAAGGAGAAAGCUUGCAAAGCUCCCAAAACUGUUCCUCGUCCUCUGCCAGGAAGACCUCGGCCAGGUGGAAUAAGUCCGUACAAAUAUGCUGGCGCUUACAAAGUUCCACCCCUCAAAUAUCUUGGCCGACCAAUUCGAAUUAAGAAUCCCAUAUACGGACGCAAGAUAUGCGAGCGAAUUGCCCGGCGAGAUCGUUUCCGAUCAUUUGCAGUGUUUGGUGGUCGUCUAUGUUUUCUCUCUCGCAGAGGCCCUCGUAAAUUUAUGGUCUCCGGUCGAACCAAGUCGAGGAGGCCUAGAACCUACAUUAAGGUCUACAUUAAACCCAGAGGUCGCAUCACGCCCAGACCACUUCGGCCAAGGCCUCGUCCCAGGCCAACAGUGAAACGUAAACCUCGACCAGUUAAAUUACCUUUGCCAAGGCCAAGGAGACCAGUUGGACUGAGAAGACCGAGGAAAAAACCAAGGCCGCCUCCAGGUAUGGCACUGUUUUACAGCAAAAAGGAUGCUUUGUUUUUGUACAAACCACUUCCUUUGUUGAUACCUGAGUGA